AUGCUACACACACACUACAAGCGGAUGGACACCAUCGAGGUCUGCCUCACGGGCGUCGGGCACGCGAACGCGGAGCGCCUGGACGAGGUCGAGAAGAGGCUGGAGGCGGUGGGGCGCGUGCAGACGGAGGCGGGCACCGGCGCCGGGUCGGGAGUCGUCGCGGCGCUGGAGCGGACCGUCGCCGAGCUCAAGCUGGAGCUCAACGACCGCGACCAGGACGCGCUCCUCGCGGACCUGGAGAUCGGCGGCCUCCCGGACGAGAAGGGCGGGAACGUCUUUCACGACGUCGCCGUGCUCGCCGGCCGCCUCGGGGUGACCCUGGAGGAGCGGGACGUCGUGUUCGCGGAGCGCGUGGGUGCGCCCCCGGCCGAGACCGGCGGGGCCCGCCCGCGCCGCGUGGUGGUGCGCCUGGCGCGCCGCCAGCUGCGCGACGACCUGCUGCGGGCCGCGCGCGUGCGUCGCGGCUCUACGGGCGAGGGCGGCGGCCGGGUGUACAUCAACGAGCGCCUGACUCGCUCCAAUCGGCAGCUGUUCUACCGGGUGCGGGAGGAGUGUCGCAAGCAGCAGUGGAGAUACUCUUGGACGAGACGGGGACGUGUGUUCGUUCGUAAGAGUGACGGAUCGCAGGUCUUCCAUCUUCGAUCCUUAGAUGAUUUCGCCAGAGUGUUUGGACCUCUUGUUUUUUGA
Molecule: messenger RNA, 687 nt
Organism: Ostrinia nubilalis (European corn borer)
Lineage: Eukaryota; Metazoa; Arthropoda; Insecta; Lepidoptera; Crambidae
Exons: 1
Coding region: 1-687 (228 amino acids)
Source: RefSeq, a predicted model, not a curated record